AUGGUUACAUCAUCCGAUGUUAAGGUCGGUCUUCUUUACCGGAAGGGAGAUCCUUACGACAGAGCAUGGCAGAAAAUCGUACGUUUCGCGGAGAAAAAGCUCAACAUCACAAUAAUAACCCAAGAGUACGGUGAAACCCUGCUAGACAAUGUGGAUGCUUGCUGCAAGGUCAUUGCAGCUGGUGCAGCUGUUGUUGUCUCUUCCUCAACUUCACAGGAUACAGCUGUUCACGCUGAUGUGGUCUCUCCACUGAACAUCCCUCUUGUAUCGGUUUCUGCUACUGAUCCCUACCUGAAAAACAGUGAUAGGGACUACCUCUUGAGGCUGUCUCCUCCUGACAACUAUCAGGGUCGUGCUAUUUACGAUUUACUGGAACUGUUCGAAUGGAAAGAAAUAUCCAUUAUGGCUUCAUCAGAUUCAUAUGGAAUGAACGGUAUAGCCGAACUUCAAAAUAUGAUCAAUAAGCACUAUGGACACACUGUAAAGCACACACUCUUCUUCGACAGGAAUAAGGGCGGUCCAAAUGUGUCUUUCCAACUUCAAGAGCUGAAAACGAGUUUGGCAAAGGUGAUUCUGCUACACUGUGGGUCGGAAUAUGUUAGAAACAUUUUAGAAGAAGCCCAUGAAAUGGGACUUAUGGGAGAGGGGUAUGUUUGGAUCAUCACGGAGGCAUCAGUCUCUCAGCCAGCCAGUUUGAUGAUCAACGGAUCCUUCGCGAGCUACUACGAAGGUUUGAUUGGCUUGAGAGCGGCGGUUACUAAGACAGAUUCCUACAGGAGGUUCAAAGACUCAUACCUUUUAUCAAGCGAUGAAACAUCUGUAACCGAUCUUACGAUCUACAGCUUGCUGAUGUACGAUGCAUUCGGCCUCUCCACUCAGGCUUUAAGAAGUAUUGGUUCUCCGCAACAGUCUGGUAUAGAGUGUUUCUCUAAAGAGGGAUGGAGUUCAGGGCCAGAGGUCCUCGAUGCUCUCCUCUCAGUUGAGUAUACUGGGGUGGUAGGUAAAAUUAACUUUACAAGCACUGGAGUUAGCACCAGGGUUGUUUACGACAUAGUCAACUUCAGAGAUGAUAAUUUCCAGACAGUUGGACACUGGCAUAACACCUCGCAUAUUGAGCUGUUCGGGAAACUUACAUUUCUUGGUGGAACCUACCAAGUUCCCUCACACAUUGCCAAUGACAUUGAAGGUGUUCACCUUAGAUUGGGGGCCCUGGCUGAAGGUCCCUUUAUGUACGAGAUAUCAGAUAAUUGUGAGGGGAAUCGGUGUUGGACAGGCAUGUGUGAUGACAUUGUCCAGAUGCUGGCUAUAGAUCUUGGUUUCACAUACGAGUACGUUAAACCUCCAGAUGGACAUUGGGGAGGAUACGAUCCUAUUACGAAGGAAUGGAGUGGCCUGAUAAAUGAACUGAAGGGAUCUCGAAUAGACAUGGUGCCAUUGCCUUUGUCCACCAGUGUGGCUAGAAAAGAAGUUAUUGAUUUUGGAUAUCCCUUCAUGGACGCAGCGAUCACAGCAAUAGUAAAAGCUGAAUCAGGGACUAACAAUCCGUGGUUCUUCCUUUCGCCUUUUGACAAAACAGUCUUUGCAUCACUUUUAAUGGUCAAUUUCGUUGUAGCAAUGCUUAUUGGAAUAAUGAGCAAGAUCUCACCAAUGGGUAUCCACGGAGCCAGAUUGCACGCCAUGAAACUAUGUAGUUGUAGAAGUUGUGAUUUAUGGAGAUCUACAAAGGGAGCGAACAUACUCCGUCAGAGGUCCAACAGCACAGGCUGUCUGGUCGACAAAGUGGAGGACAAGAGCUCGCUGGAAACGUCUUUCUACAACUCCGUUUGGAUGGUAGGAUCAGGGUUAGUUGGGAAGAACACCAGACUCUUCCCUUACUCAAUGUCCGGUAGGUUCCUCCUUUUCUCAUGGUGGUUCUUCAUGCUCAUCAUCAUGUCAGUGUACACGGCAAAUCUGACAGCCUUCAUGACCUUGUCCAACUUAGGGGUCCAAAUAGAAGAUGUCCAGAGCCUCCUAGGACAAAGCAAGUACGAGUGGGGUGUGAUAGGGAACAGAAACCCAGAAACGCUCCUACUGACCAACAAAGACAAAGUCUACACCCAGAUAGCUGAGAGAGGAGUUGAGUUGGCAUCAUUGGAGGAGGCUUUGGAGAGGUUGAGGAACGGCUCAUUCGUCUUCAUAGACGAGGGUCCUAUUCUGAGGCAUCAUCUCAAGGAUGACUGCGACAUGUUCAUCAUAGGAAAUGAGUUUCAGUCCUUUGAGUACAGCUUUGGUCUACCAAAAGGAUCCCCAUAUAAGAAUCUAGUGGAUAAAUAUCUGUUGCAGUACAGAGAGAAAGGAGUGAUUGAUUACUUGUGGUCGAAGUGGUCAGCCAAAAAGGUUCUCUGUGAUCAGAAGGUCGGUAACGACGUUGUCCUGGACAUGAAGAUGCUGGGAGGAGCGUUCUACAUCCUUGGAGCUGGAAUAUGCUUGUCUCUUAUCAUUGUGACAGGUGAGAUUCUCUACUCAAGCAUCGCAGACUGCGUGAGGUACCCAGGUGUUACCUUUUCUAGAGCUCUCAAAUCAAGACUUGACUUAAGAAGAGAAUACUUGCUUCCUCAAGCCUCUAAAAUAGGGGGCACUAUAUCGUCAAUAAGACUGAACAUGAACAUUGGAAGCGUCAGAAAUAGUUUAGUUCUCUCAUAA
Molecule: messenger RNA, 2682 nt
Organism: Bolinopsis microptera
Lineage: Eukaryota; Metazoa; Ctenophora; Tentaculata; Lobata; Bolinopsidae
Product: glutamate receptor ionotropic, kainate 2-like
Exons: 1
Coding region: 1-2682 (893 amino acids)
Biological process (GO): G protein-coupled receptor signaling pathway
Cellular component (GO): plasma membrane
Molecular function (GO): ligand-gated monoatomic ion channel activity; G protein-coupled receptor activity
Source: RefSeq, a predicted model, not a curated record